AUGGAAUGCAAUGAAGAUGAUGAACUCCAUGUAGCACCUUAUGCUUCCUUAACACACUGCUUUCAUUAUCCUUCUCCAGCCCAGAAACCCAUCCUGACCUCAACAAUGGAAACGGGUGAAGCCCAUGCUUUGACCCAUCUGGAUCAACCUCAAAGUUUACACCAUAUUCCAUUUUUCUGUUCCCAAGUGAACCUUCCAAACAACAGCCACAACCCAAUUCAAAUCCCACUCCAUAAACCCUCUCCCAACACAUCAUCCAACAGUAACAACAACAACACCACCAAUUCUGACGAAGCAAGGGCUCUCCUUGAUGACAGAAAGAAGAAGAGGAUGUUCUCCAACAGAGAAUCUGCUCGCAGGUCGCGCAUGCGAAAGAAGCAACAGAUUGAAGUCCUGCAGUAUCACGUUGAUCAUCUGCAGACUCUAAACCAUCAACUGUCCCAAAAGAUCAUUUACUUGCUGGAAUGUAACCAACAAAUCCACCAACAGAAUGCGCAGCUAAAAGAGAAAGUUUCCUCUCUUCAGGUAGCACUCUCUGACUUGUUGGUUCCUGCAGGGGGUGGUGACCAACCUCACCACAUCCCUAAUGGCUUCCUAGCUGAGCCUUCAACCAGACCAGUUGCAAGUUCAAGAGCAUAG
Messenger RNA from Sphenostylis stenocarpa, 639 nucleotides. The record is from the annotation of a GenBank genome assembly. NCBI's taxonomy places the organism in Eukaryota, Viridiplantae, Streptophyta, Magnoliopsida, Fabales, Fabaceae.